Annulohypoxylon maeteangense is the source of this 804-nucleotide messenger RNA. RefSeq lists its product as uncharacterized. Lineage: Eukaryota; Fungi; Ascomycota; Sordariomycetes; Xylariales; Hypoxylaceae. The transcript has 3 exons. The record is from RefSeq and is a predicted model, not a curated record. Bases 1 to 804 code for a protein of 267 amino acids.
AUGCGUUUCUCUAAAGCUUCAGCAAUUGCCACCUUGCCACUGCUGGCAGCAGCAGCAGACGUCCCUGAAUACCAAGCUCAGUUCGAGAACUACCUGGGCCAAGCACAAGUCUUUCUAGGCAAUGUCGCUUCCAAGCUCCCCAACCCUAACAAACAUGAUCCCGUCGCUGCCGCUGAAGCUAAGGCUGGUGCCUUGAAUCUUGACAUCUUGACCCUAGGCAACUGGAAGGAAACUCUCUACGGCCCUGUAAAGCCUGAGAGCACGACUCCCGAGGAAUGGUGGGUCUUGAUCACUGGUGGUAAUAAGACUUGCUUUGGCCACUGUGGCAAGAUCGAGACUGCAUUCAACGAGACCGCCGGAAAAUGGGCUGUCACACCCGGUUCUCCGCAUACUGCCCUCCUUAAUUGCGAGGACCAACCUGUUCUCUGCAACGCUUGGUCUGCCCCGGUCGGCGCACUCUGGGUCUUCGAAGUCCUUCCCGAACCGGCUCCUGUCGACAUCUGGACGAGGCGAUUUAACAUGACAACCGUCACUUCCGACGACAUCUCCACAAUGCGGGACGAGGGUUUUAAGACCUCUGCUAAGCUGCACGAUGGAUUUUUCCAUCCCUUCAAUGGCCCUCUUGCUAAGAACGGCCUUGCAACUCCUGUCGGGUGGAUUAUUUGGGCUUUCAACCUUCUCCCAAGCUGGGCGUUCAUGGUCCUCGUUUCCAUGUUCAGCAGGACAAUGAUGUCCAACCGCCUCAAUCAGCAAGCGGAUGGUGGCCGACGACCCGCCGCCGCUGGCCAAGCUGCUCCUCGAUGA